Messenger RNA from Acyrthosiphon pisum (pea aphid), 3130 nucleotides. RefSeq names its product cullin 4 (gene Cul4). Gene Ontology annotation, cellular component: cullin-RING ubiquitin ligase complex. Gene Ontology annotation, biological process: ubiquitin-dependent protein catabolic process. The record is from RefSeq and is a predicted model, not a curated record. Gene Ontology annotation, molecular function: ubiquitin protein ligase binding. Lineage: Eukaryota; Metazoa; Arthropoda; Insecta; Hemiptera; Aphididae.
UAGAUAACAAGUAACUACCGUCUGUACUGUAUAGUCUGUAUAGAUGCACUAUGUCUGUUUGUGUUUGUUUCUUUCAUUAUUGUAGUUUUUAUUAUGUUUUGACGAUUUACGAAUCUGUUGUGUUUUAAAAAUUCAGGAUCGAAAGUUAGUAAACGGUCUGAAGUUCUGAAAUUAAUUAUAUGACCAAUACCUAGAUAUAUUAUACUAUUCAAGGCCGUUUUAUAAUAUAUUUUUAACAUUGAUGAUUGAUCUCCUUGAUGUUGUCCUCAUUGCGUUUGAAUCGAAUAAAAUAUACCUAUAUAUAAUCUUGAAAUGAUUUAAAUUAAAAAUAUUGAUUUUUGAUCGAAGAACUUCCCUACAAAAUUAAUUAUGGCAGAUACAAAAAGGUCUAAUUUAACGGCAUUGAAUGGUCUGUCAUUAAAUGCAUCAUUAAAAUCCAAUCCUACAAAAAAGCUAGUAGUGAAAAAUCUCAGAAAGAAACCGAUGUUACCUGACAAUUAUCAGGAACAAACAUGGAAGAAGUUACGCGAGGCUGUUAUUGCCAUACAAACUUCAACUGCUAUUCAAUAUACCAUGGAAGAGUUGUAUCAAGCUGUAGAAAAUAUGUGCAACAAUAAUUUGGCUGCAGCAUUGUAUAAUAACCUUAUUGAGCUUAGUGAAACACAUGUAAAAAUAUUAUUGAAUUUUACUGAAGUAACAAAUGAUAAAAUCAUAUUUUAAAAAGUAAACCAUCAUUGGUCAUCACACUGUGAACAAAUGUUAAUGAUACGCAGUAUAUUUCUAUUUCUGGACCGAACUUAUGUACUUCAAAAUCCUAAUGUUAACUCCAUUUGGGACAUGGGCUUGAAUUUAUUCCGUCAUCAUAUCAUGUUAAACACUAAUGUUCAAAAUCGAGCAGUUGAUGGUUUGCUUCUACUCAUAGAAAAAGAAAGACAAGGUGAUAUGGUAGAUAAAACAUUGCUAAAAUCAUUGCUUAGAAUGCUCUCUGAUUUAAAAAUUUAUCAAGAUGCUUUUGAAGGAAAGUUCCUACAAGCCACUGAACGUCUUUAUGCAACUGAAGGUUUACGAUUAAUGCUUGAGCUUGAAGUUUCCGAAUAUUUGUAUCAUGUUGAGAAGCGUUUAAAUGAAGAAAAUGAACGUCUCAUUCAUUAUUUAGAUACAUCUACAAAGUGGUCACUUAUACAUACUGUUGAAAAACAAUUGAUAAGCGAACACGUUAGCUCCAUAUUACAAAAAGGAUUGGAACAAUUGCUCAAUGAGAAUAGACUGGACGAUUUAAAGUUAAUGUACAGCCUGUUGACACGUGUAAAAAAAGGACUUUCAGAGCUCUGUAUAAACUUUAAUUCUUACAUAAAAAAAUAUGGGCGAACUAUUGUUAUAGACCCAGAAAAGGAUAAAACAAUGGUGCAGGAAUUAUUAGAUUUCAAAGACAAAAUGGAUGUUAUUGUUAAAAAAUGUUUCCAAGCAAAUGAGAAAUUUGGUAACAGUUUAAAAGAAGCAUUUGAAAAUUUUGUUAACCAACGAACAAAUAAACCUGCUGAGCUUAUUGCCAAAUUUGUUGACUCUAAACUUAAAGUUGGAAAUAAAGAAUCUACAGAAGAAGAGCUAGAGAAACUCUUAGAUAAAAUUAUGGUUCUGUUUCGGUUCAUUCAUGGCAAAGAUGUUUUUGAAGCUUUUUACAAAAAAGAUUUAGCUAAAAGAUUGUUGCUUGGGAAAUCUGCGAGCGUGGAUGCUGAAAAAAGUAUGCUGUCCAAAUUAAAACAAGAAUGUGGUGGAGGGUUUACAUCCAAACUUGAGGGCAUGUUUAAAGAUAUGGAGAUUAGUAAAGAUAUAAAUGUGGCUUACAAACAGUAUUUGGCACAUGUUAAAGAUAUUCAACUCUCUGUUAUUGACAUGACCGUCAAUAUAUUGACUAUGGGGCACUGGCCAACUUAUGUCGUAACAGAAGUGGCCAUGCCCAACGAAAUUAUUGAAUACCAAGACUGUUUUAAUAAGUUUUACCUAGCCAAACACAAUGGAAGAAAAUUACAGUGGCAGCCAACUCUAGGUCAUUGUGUAUUGCGUUCUCAGUUCAAGCAGGGUAAUAAAGAGUUACAGGUUAGCUUGUUCCAAGCAAUGGUGCUGUUGUUGUUUAACGAAUAUCAAACUCUCCCUUUUAAAGAAAUAAAAACUGCGACCAACAUGGAAGAUACUGAGUUGAGGAGAACACUGCAGUCGUUGGCAUGUGGUAAAGCAAGAGUGUUGAUAAAGGUGCCCAAAGGACGGGAAAUAGGUGAUAUUGAUCAGUUUUCCAUCAACAAUGAUUUUUGUAAUAAGUUAUAUAGAAUUAAAAUCAAUCAAGUGCAGAUGAAAGAAACAAAUGAAGAGCAGAAGGCAACUGAAGAACGAGUCUAUCAGGAUAGACAGUACCAAAUGGAUGCAGCUAUUGUGAGGAUAAUGAAAAUGCGCAAGUCACUCAUGCAUAAUCUUUUGAUCAGUGAACUGUUCAAUCAGCUCAAGUUUCCUGCCAAGCCAGCUGAUUUAAAGAAACGCAUAGAGUCUCUUAUUGACCGAGACUAUAUGGAAAGAGACAAAGAUAAUCCUAAUCAAUAUAAUUAUAUUGCAUAAUUUUUUUUUCUGAAAAUAUGUUGCUUUCUUUAUAUAUUUUUAAUUAUGUCAAUGUAUAUUUUCAAAUUUAUAUGUGUGUAUAUAAUGUAUUUAUUUAUAGAGAAAAUAUACUGACAAGACAAAUGUUUACGGUCCUUAAAUAUUUUCCCAAUAUUUUAGUGAAAUGAUCGCACGAUAAUAACAGUCUGGCUGUUGGACAAUAGUACUUAUCUUGUUUUUAUAUUAGUAGCUUAAUACAGUAAUGUCUUUUCUUAUGGAAUACGUUUUCUUCUUUCUAUUUUAAUUUAGCAUCUAAUCCAUGUGCCGACUUUGUUUAAUUUGGAUUUUUAUUUUGACAUAGUUCACUUAUCUACUGUGUUUACCUCAGAUAUAUUAAAUACAUUUUAUUAAUUUAAGAAGAUCAUAAAUGUUUGUGAAUAUUAUAUUUUAUAUUGUUAAAAUUAAAAUUAAAAAAAGUAAUAUAAAUUACUUUUUGUAUGAAUAUUGUAAAAUUGUUGUAAAAAUAUGAAAAGUUCAUAGUUAA